Peronospora matthiolae is the source of this 228-nucleotide messenger RNA. The record is from the annotation of a GenBank genome assembly. NCBI's taxonomy places the organism in Eukaryota, Oomycota, Peronosporomycetes, Peronosporales, Peronosporaceae.
AUGAACUCGCUCGAUGAGCAGCAACAGUUAAUCCUUACACAAGGAGAAAGCAAUCGACGCCUUGCGCAAAUGGUCGCAACCCUCGACCACCAACGUGACUAUGUGCUCACUUCAUUCAGUGUGGAGGAACGCUUGCGUCAAGCGGACGGUCAAUCGUUGGCAACGCGGAUCUUUGGCCAUAGGCCUAAGUCUCCUGAGGAGGUGGCGAGCGGCCAGGCACUUCGCUAG